CCGCUGGACCAUCACAGGAAGAGAGUGACAAGUCACUGUCCGCGGGCAGGCUGGUGUUGGGGUCGUGUUCUGUAGAGUACUCUUGCUGAAACUGAAGUCAGGACAAUGGAUGAACUAUCUACCCCUAUUGUCAUUGACAACGGUUCGAGCACAAGCAGGGCAGGGUUUGCCGGGGCCGCCCAGCCGUUGUGUGUCUUCCCGACCAUUGUUGGCAGACCCAGGGGACAGGGUGUGAUCGUCGGUGUGGGAAAGAAAGACAGCUACGUCGGUGACGAGGCUCAGACCAUAAAAGGUGUCCUCACCCUCAGGUACCCUAUUGAGCACGGUAUCGUCACCAACUGGGACGACAUGGAGAAGAUCUGGCAUCACACCUUCUACAACGAGCUUCGUGUGACUCCAGAGGAGCACCCCGUCCUCCUGACAGAGGCUCCCCUCAACCCCAAGGCCAACCGUGAAAAGAUGACCCAGAUCAUGUUCGAGACCUUCAACACUCCCGCUAUGUCUGUGGCCAUCCAGGCUGUUCUGACCCUGACUUCAUCUGGCCGUAAGACGGGUAUUGUUCUGGAUUCCGGUGAUGGUACAACACAUUUAAUUCCCAUGUAUGACGGGUAUUAUUUGCCACACGCUGUUUGUAAGACGACAGUAUCGGGACGAGAUUUAACAGAUUACCUGAUAAAACUGCUUAUCGAAAAAGGCGACGAUGUCAACUAUGCCGUCGUCAGGGACAUUAAAGAGACACUGUGCUACGUGGCCUAUGACUACAAACACGAGCUGAACACGAUGACCAAGUCAACCUUAGACAAAACCUAUGUACAGUUAGAUGGGGCCUUCAUCAAUGUGGGCGAGGAACGCUUCAAGUGCCCCGAGGGGAUAUUUAAUCCUCCAUUGCUGGGUGAGGAAAUGCCGGGUGUACAGGAUAUUUUGUGUCGUUCCAUACAGCUGUGUGAUAGCUCCAUUCGUGAUCAGCUGUAUGACAAUAUCGUCUUGUGUGGGGGGUCGACACUUUUCCCAGGAUUCUCUGACCGCCUCCGGAAAGAGGUAGAAAUGUUAGCACCUGCUGGAACUUCCGUCAACGUGAGAGCACCUCCGCAUGGAAUCUUGUCAGCAUGGGUGGGGGGCUCUAUGAGGGCGGCCCUGCCCUCUUUCAUGAAUGCUGUGAUGACGAAGGAUAUGUACGAUGAAUAUGGACCAUCUCUAGUUCAUCGUUGUUGUUUUUGAACAGGCUGUGACUAUGACAAUUAUGUACGAAGCUUAAUUCUUCUGUAAUGUUAUUUUAUACCGAAUAUGUGAGAUGGAUAUAUAGUGUGUUAUCUUAAUUGUUUUCGAUAGGGCACUUGUAUGUGAGAACUAGGUUCGAAUCUCAGAUUCGCCAUAGGUUUACAUCACAAUGUUAUGGAUCAAGCAGUAGCAACUACUCACAUCACUUCGGGGCUAUUUUCCUCUGCUAAGCUGACUCGUGAUCUGUGAUAUUGAACGUUUAACCAAAAUCAUUCACUUAUUUGAACCUAGGACUGUGUUUCCCGUAGCAAAUCCCGAACCUAACUAUUGUUUUAUAACUGCCUUUUUUGUUGGCUGAUGUGAAGGUCCACGUAUUAUGUGGCAGUUAUUCACAUGUAACAAUGUUCCAAGUGUAAUAUAUUAUGCCUUAUUCUUAGCUUCUUCUAGAAUCAUUAGGCUAAGAGAGAAAUUGUGUAAUUUUCUAGCAUCAUGUUCGAAGGUAUAUAAGGGGAGUUAACCCUUGCCGCUCAUCCCACAUUACCUCUGACGUUACAAGAAGUCCAGCAUUGUAUGUUAUAAUUGUUAUACCCUAGAUUACUAUACAUAGUUGUCAGUAGGGUUCCUGAUGCUGAAGGGUGAAGAUUACCAUCACUGUCAUUAUUCCUAUAAUCACUGCUGCAACAUAUGUUAUAUUUGGAAUCACACCGUCUCAAUAAAGUGCAGAUUCUAGUACAUUUUUGCAAUAAAUCCCACCCGGGAUUCGACCCCACUCUCUCAGAGUAAGGCACCUAGUCGCCAGCACACACAGUCAGCGAUCUAACCCACUCAGCCAACGAUGCUUUUUAAUUGGCACUGUGUAUUCAUAGAUUCGGCAGUGGGAGCCAUGGCAAUUUGGACCAUCAGUAUUAAAUUUCUUCUCAUAGUUGGUGAAUUUCUUCUCAUUCAGAAAGCCACAUACUUAGAUUCCAGCAUGGUAAAAAACCCUCACAUAUUAAGAAAGUACUUUAAUC
This is a messenger RNA of Haliotis rubra (blacklip abalone), 2228 nucleotides long. Its product is annotated as actin-85C-like. Lineage: Eukaryota; Metazoa; Mollusca; Gastropoda; Lepetellida; Haliotidae. The record is from RefSeq and is a predicted model, not a curated record. The transcript is spliced from 3 exons. The coding region runs from base 106 to 1218 and encodes 370 amino acids.